UGGACAGAGGACAGAGUAGGUCAAAUGAAGAAGCUCUGUGACCUAGGGACACUGGCAUAGUGUUUUUUUUUUAACUGCUAAAGAAGAUAACCGGCGAGUGCGACGCAAAGAAAUUUUGAAGAUUGCAGGCCACGAACACAGCACUUCCUCUUUUGUUCCAUUUGUCAUUGCAGCAGAGACAGAAGUCUUCAUGGGGACCAGUGUAGAACUGCGUUGGCCAAGUGUCAUUAUACAGACACUGAACCUGCAUGUAGUCCUGGCACAAAGUCAAGCAGGCAUAUCUGAACAAGGAAUCAUUUAAAGGUUAACUGCAUUGCAUCCUGUAGAGACGGCAUGGUGUGCUCCUAGCCACUCAUCAAAAUGCCUGGAAAGAAAGAUGCCAAAAAGGAUGUAAAGAAGGGUGGAAAACCUGAACCAGAGAAAAAGAAAGAGGAGGAAAAGAAGGGGAAGGAGGACAAGAAGGGAGGAAAAGAUGAUAAGAAAACCGGCAAGGAUGAUAAGAAAGUCGGAAAAGAUGAUAAGAAAGGUGGAAAAGAUGAUAAGAAAGGGGGAAAAGAUGAUAAAGGGGGAAAGAAGGGAAAAGAGGAGCUAUCCAAGGGGAAGGAUGAUGGAAAGAAGGGAAAAGACAAAGGUAAAGGUAAAAAAGUAGAGUCUGAAGAAGAAGAGGAGGAGCUCCUGAGUGACGAGGAAGAGGAUGAAGAUUUCAGUGAUGAGGAUGUGGAAGACUCCGAGGAUGACAGGAGAGGGAAGGGACGAGGAGGCAAGGGAGCUAAAGGAAAGAAAGGAGGAAAGUCUAGACGUGGGGAAGACUCAGAGGAGGAUGAAGAAGAGGAUGAGGAUGAAGAAGAGGAUGACGAGGAUGAAGAGGAUUAUGGCAAAUCCAAGAAAAAAUCCAAAGAUGACCGCCACUAUAAAGGAGGGAAAUCUGAUGCUGAUACAAAAAAGAAAAAAGGCAAAAAGAAAGAAGAAGCUCCACAGAUUCCAAUAAAGGACAUUCCAAAGAAAGGUCUGAAGAACAUGUCGAGGAUGUUCAUGAAGUUUUCUGGUUUCAAAAGGCGCAGAAACAGCAGGAAGAAGCUGAAAAGUACAUCACGUUUGUUCUUGGGUUUAGGGAAGAGAAAGACCCGACUUGCUAAAAAGAAACGGCGGAAGUCUAUGCUGAAGAACACAUCUCGAUUUAUGAUGAGAUUUAAGGCCAGCAAAAAGAGGAAAAAGGAGAAAGAGGCCAAAGACAAGGAAGCAGCAAAUGGUGGGAAGAAGCCAACCUAUAUGCUGCUUCGUCUAGGGGGAGGGAAAGAAUCAAAUGAGAAGAAGGGUUUCUUCAAAGGUUUGUUUGGAAAAAAGGAUGGUGACGGGCCUGCUGAUGACUUCAAGAACAGAAGCAUGCUACUGGGUAAAGUUGCGGCUGCAACUAAUUGGCUGACCAAGCGCUUCCUAUCCACCAAAAUGCGAGGAAAUUCAGGACAUCAUGGCUGGGGUGGGCGUAGGGCACAUAGCCGACAAGUUAGCUCCAGAGGUCACCUCCAUGGUUACCUUAACGAUGGUUAUGAACAUGGAGAGGACAUGUAUGGAUAUGGUCAUUCAGGCCACCAGAAAGGGUAUGGAGGGUAUGAUGAUGGUUAUGGAGAUGAGGGUCAGUUUAAUUACUAUGACAAUAGGGCAGCGGGAGAAGACUAUCAGGACCUGGGUUACUAUGAAGAAGAAGGACUGUAUGAUCCAAAUGCAGAAUAUUAUGAGGGUGGUCUUUAUGAUGAGGGCAUGGGGGAUUACUAUAACCCUUAUUCCCCUGCCCAAGGUUACUAUGACAACCAGGAAACUGAUUACUAUGAUUACCAACGACAACAACAACAGGCAAUGUAUGGUGAGGAGGGUCUGGACUACUAUGCACAAAUGAGUGAGGACCACAUGUAUGGAGGAGAGGUAGAUGGAUUCCUUGACCCUCAGGCUCAUGGUUACUAUGAUGAAAACGGUCAAGCAGUUUACUAUGGAGAUGGUCAAAUGGGUUACUAUGACAAUGGACAGGAAGGCUCUUAUGAGAACCCUUAUGCAGCAGGUAUGAGAAUGCAAGGUGUUUUAUCACCACACUAUCAACUUAGCUAUAGCGAUGCUGGCAUGCCCUACCAAGACUUCAGCUCCCAGCAGACAGUUGGAUUCCAACCAGGAGGCCAGCAGAUAUUUGGCUUAGGAGGGCAAGGACUAGGUCAACCACAGGGACUGUUUGGGGACCAGUAUGCAGGACAGUUGGAUCAAUUUGGGUAUGAUACUGGUGGAGUUCAGGGAGGGGAUGUGACAUUCAGAGUUCCUAGACCUCAGGUGCGUCUGUUUGGGAAAGAGCGUCUAGAUGUUCCCUUGCCUCCUCCCCCUACUUUGCCACCAGAUCCAGAAUUUGAAGACAUGUCAGAAAUCCAGUAUGAAGACCAGUUUCCUCUUGCACUGGGUCAACCUGGUGACAUGAUAUCAUUACAGCAGCAAAUGGCAAUGUCACAGCAACAACAAAUGACGAUGCCUCCUCAGCAACAAAUGAUGAUGUCCCCACAGCAAACUAUGUUGCCCCCCCAAGAACCAAUGAUGAUACCCCCUCAAAUGAUGCCACCACAGCAGCAGAUAGUGUUACAAGAGCAAAACAUGUCCCCCCAAAUGAUGCCAUCACAGAUUUUGACACCCCAGCAACAAAUGAUGUCACUACAGCAACAGAUGUUGCCCCAGCAAAUGAUGGGGCAACAGAUGUUGCCCCAGCAAAUGAUGGGGCAACAGAUGUUGCCCCAGCAAAUGAUGUCGGCACAAGAGCAGAUGAUGGCACAGCAAAUAAUGUCACCACAAGAGCAGAUGAUGCCGCAGCAACAGAUGAUGUCUCCACAACUGAUUUCACCACAGCAGCAAAUGAUGAUCGACCCAAUGAUGAUUUCGCAGCAGGGUUAUGGACUACCAUCAAUCCCUACUCCAACUGCCAUGAUUAUUAAGCAAGCAAGCAUGUCCCCCCUUCCUGCACGGCGCCUGCAACCCUCUCCAACUCCAUCCCGCCAUUCUGUUAUCAUGCCCUCCCCACAGAUGCAACGGCAUCCUUCUGCAAUGGCUUCCCCGAUACCCUCUCCUAUGCUUGCUCAGAGACACAGACCCUCCCCACAACCAUCAAUGAGGAGUGGAUUCAUUAAUGCCCAAAGACAACGCUCUGUUAUGUCAAGACGGAUGUCACCUCCUUCCUCCCCUAUGGCCUCCCCACUCGCUCGUCGCAGAAUGCCACCUCAAAGAUCACCGUCUCCCCUGGCUCAAGGACCCUCAACCACCCGCUCUCCCCGUACCUCAGUGAUUCAACGUAGUCCUCCACACUCACCAAGAGCAUCAAUGAGACAAUGCACUCCACCUCCGUCACCUCGUGCUUCAAUGAGGAGGUCAAGUCCCUCACCAUCACCCACUCCUGCCCGCAGCCCAUUUGUAGGGAGAAAGAUACAUAGGUCUCCCUCCCCUCCUCUCUCCCCUGGUCAUGCAUCCCCCCCUCACUCUCCAUGGCUCAGCAGAAGACCAUCUCCCUCUCCUUCCCCAUCUCGCUCUAGUUUAUCCCCUGUAGGGCCCAGGCCUGCACCAUCAUCUCCAACCCUGUCUCGAAGAUCAACUUGGCUUCUCAGGGACCCCACACCAUUGGCCAGGCCUAGAUUUGGGGGAAAUGUUCCUUUAGGCACUGUUAGGCCCUCUCCUAUGGGUCUUCGAGGGCGUCCAGUGCCUCCACCGACCCAGAAUGUGCGGCCAUUCCGUGCCUUCUCUGUAAGAAGUAAUAGGUCUUCUGUUCUUACAGUUGACUCCUCCCUUAACUCCUCUCCUUUCCACUCACCUCACAUGGUCCAUCGUGCUCCCCCGAAGAGGAGGGAAUCUGGCAGACUUCCCCCACGUCCAAUCGCUCGAGGACGCCCCCUAAUGGCCCAGCAGUCCUUAAGAAGGAUGCCUACUGCCUCCCCACAACUCUCUCUUAAACAUAUGCCACAUCCUGCAUCCCCACACCUCUCUCCUCGACUUUCUCGUCAGUCCUCCCCUCAACUGCCCCCUCGUGCUGUCCAUCCACCUACUUAUAAAUCAGAACCUUAUGUGUCUGGACAAUAUGCUGAUCCUUACACUGAUCAGCCACAACAGUUUGUCGUUCCCUCUUCUCCCAUGCUAUCUGGUGCUUUACAGAACCAGGUUAUCCGACAGGCAUCUUACUCUUCCACCCUUGGACCAGGGUCAGCCCAAAUGGUAGGUAUAGAUGGCAUGGGUACAGAAUUAAUAGAACCUUAUGUUCCCUUAUCUCCUACACUGUCUGGUGCAAUACAAAACCAGGUAAUUCGGGAUGCAUCCUAUGUUCCUUUGCUGCAGAGACCAAUGUCUCCUUAUGAGCAACCUAUGGCCCCUUCAUCUCCCGCACUGUCUGGUGCUCUGCAGAAUCACUCUAUACGAGAUGCGUCUUUUGCUUCCCCUUUACAUAGGCCAGUGUCACCUUAUGAGCAGCCUUUGCCCCCCUCUUCCCCAGUGCUAUCUGGUGCUCUGCAAAACCAAGCAGUAAGAGAUGCAUCCUAUGUGUCUCCUCUUCAGAGACCUCAGUCACCAUAUACCCAAUCUGUACCUUCUACUCCAAUACUCUCUGGAGCUAUGCGACAUGGUCAGGCACUAAGAGGCAUGGCUUCUUAUCAGACUCCACAGCUCCGUUCACCAUAUGGGCCAACUGUUGUUACUCCAUAUGAUUAUAUCUCUGAGCCUGGCCCAGCACCACUGCUCCACGAUGCACUGCAAAACCGAUCUGGUUUGCAGAAUGUCUCAGCUUUAAGAUCCCCUAUGAUGCAACGUCGUAACCCUUAUGCACCAGCUGGGCCUCAGCUCCACAGUGCUCUUCAGCAGAGCUCAAUCCUUCGCCAAGCAUCUUAUCAGACACCUAUGCAAAUGAGACGGUCCCCAUAUGGGCCUCAACCACCCUCUUCACCAAUGUUAGGAAGUGCCCUGCGAAACCCACAGUUAAUGCAGGCAUCAUACCGGUUGCCCGAUGGAACCUUGGUGUCACCUUACGCAGAUCCACGCUCCUCCCCUUUGCUUGGCAGCGCAUUGCAAAACCAACAAGUCCGUGGAGCCUCAUAUACCCUGCCUGAUGGAUCAGUUAUUAGGGACCCUCGAGUGCCCCAGAAGCCAAUGUCUCCCAACCUUUCCAGAGCUCUUCAGAACCAGGAUGUCAAGUCUGCAACAUAUACUCUUCCUGAUGGCACCAUUAUAGAUCCCAGACAGCAACAAACCAUUUCCCCAAACCUGGCUAAGGCCCUAAACAACCCGCUCUUGCGUGAAGCCUCCUACUCUCUUCCUGAUGGGACAAUUGUGAUAGACCCUAAAAAACAAAAGUCGCCAAACCUUGCAGCAGCACUUCAAAACCCUUACCUAAAAAGUGCAUCUUACACCCUGCCAGAUGGCACUAUCAUCAUUGAUCCACGGAAGCCUGUCUCUCCAAACCUAUCCAACGCCCUUCAGAACUCUGCACUGCGGAGUGCCUCCUUUACACUUCCAGAGGGCGUUCAAGACCCCAAUGUACCUGUAUCACCAAACCUUGCUAAGGCUCUCAACAAUGCAGCCUUGAAAGGAGCUUCAUACACCCUCCCAGAUGGAACUAUUAUCGUGGACCCAAGGAAACCAAAGAGCCCUAACCUGGCAGCUGCCCUGCAGAAUCCCUAUCUAAAGGGUGUGUCCUACACCCUGCCUGAUGGAACCAUCAUCAUUGACCCACGGAAACCAGUUGGCCCUGACCUGUCUAAAGCUCUUCUGAAUGAGAACCUUCGUAAUGCAACAUAUCAGCUCGCUGACGGUUCCCUGGUUAUCCCUGGCCAGACGCCAUCAUCUCCUAACCUAGCAGCUGCUCUAAGGCAAAACCAGGCACUUCGUUCUGCAGGUCUCUAUCAUCUGUCAGACAACUCUGUACUGUCAGGUGUGCCUAAACCCACCCCUCCCAACCUUGCCUCUGCGCUGCAGAAGGAGGACUUACAUGGUGUCAAUUACAGGCUGCCUGAGAAGUCUCUUCUCACACGUCGGUUCCACAACCCAAGCCUGUCUGACGCCAUCCAAAACCAGCACCUCCGUUAUGCCUCAUACUCGGUGCCAAAAGAACUGCAGGGUGAGGACAAUCGCUAUGCUGUGAUUCCUCCAUAUGGGCCACGUUCAGGCCACUGGGCCAGGAAUGCCCAAGGAGGUGGGGAAGGAGGGGAGGAUGUUUGGGCAGCUGAGAGGGUUUUACCACAUGGGACAGUCCAGAAUUUGUCUAAGUGGUCCAUGUACAGAGAAGAUGGGGUGUUAGAAGGAUAUUCACUUACACCUCGAGUUGUGGACGGACAGCCUCAGGAUCCAUACUGGACUCCUGACAGAGAGGCAGCACCAGGUCAAAGCUGGUAUGACAAGAUCUUCUCUAUUUUAAGCAUGCCUACAACAGGCCACAGGGUUAAACGCUGGGCGGAGGGAAUGGAGGACAUGACACAGCUCCCCGAGCUGAAUGAGACCACAGUUCUGAUGAACCUGAAGAAACGCUACGACCAGGAGCUUGUAUACACCUAUAUUGGCAGCAUCCUUGUGUCCGUGAACCCGUACAAGUUGCUCAACAUUUACGGCACAGAUAUGGUUCUCCAGUAUGAAGGUCACGGUCUGAGUGAGAACCCUCCUCAUCUUUUUGCCAUUGCUAAUCUCUCAUAUACCACCAUGAUGGAUGCCAAAAAGGACCAGUGCAUUGUGAUCAGUGGAGAAAGUGGGUCAGGAAAGACUGAAGCCACUAAACUGGUCUUACGUUACCUGACAGCCAUACAUCACAAACGCAACAUCACACAACAGAUCGAGAUCCUAGAGGCCAUGCCCCUGUUGGAGUCUUUUGGGAAUGCCAAAACAGUGCGCAAUGACAACUCAUCACGCUUUGGCAAAUACACGCAGAUCUACAUGGACGGGGGUGUAAUCAGCGGUGCCAUAACGUCUCAAUACCUGCUGGAGAAGUCCCGCAUUGUCUUUCAGGCCAAAUCGGAGAGAAACUACCACAUCUUCUAUGAGAUGUUGGCAGGUCUUCCUAAUAAUGAGAAGCGGCCACUGUAUCUGCAGGAGGCUGAGACGUACUACUAUCUGAAUCAGGGAGGGAACUGUACCAUUGAGGGGAAGGAUGAUGGGCAGGACUUUAGGCGCUUGCUGAGUGCCAUGGAGAUCCUGUGUUUCACCCCAGAGGACCAAAACGGUAUCUACAGACUUCUGUCCUCUAUCCUUCAUCUGGGGAACGUCUACUUCCAGCCACACCAGGCCGAUGGUCAGGAAGUGGCAUCGGUGGUGAGCACUCAGGAGAUCAGGGUGGUAGCUGAACUGCUGCAGGUCUCACCUGACAGCCUGCAGAAGUCUGUGACCUUCAAACUGACGGAUACAGUGCGGGAGAAGAUUUACACUCCGUUGACAGUGGAGAGUGCUGUGGAUGCCAGAGAUGCCGUUGCCAAGAUCCUGUAUUCGCUGCUGUUUAGUUGGCUGACAGAGCGCAUCAACGGACGAGUCUACCCUCGCAGCGAAGCCCUGUCCAUCUCCAUAUUGGACAUAUAUGGAUUUGAGGAGCUACAGCUGAACAGUUUUGAGCAGCUGUGCAUCAACUACGCCAAUGAAACUUUGCAGUUCUUCUUUAACAGAGUCAUCUUCCAGGAAGAGCAGGAAGAGUACAUGCGGGAGCAGAUUGAGUGGCAGCAGCAGCCCUUCAGCCACAACCAAGCAUGUCUUGACCUCAUUGCUGCUAAGCCUCAUGGGAUCCUGCGCAUCCUGGAUGACCAGUGUGGUUUCCCUCAGGCAACAGAUCACACCUUCCUUCAGAAGUGCCACUAUCACCAUGGAAACAGCACACUUUAUACCAGGCCAAAGAUGCCACUGCCAGAGUUCACCCUGAAACACUACGCAGGGAAGGUCACGUAUCAGGUGCACAAAUUCUUGGAUAAAAACUUUGACAUGGUCCGCCACGAUGUUUUAGACCUCUUCAUCCAGAGCAAGAACAGAAUGGUGUCAAGCCUCUUCUUGAAGCACUCUGAGUCCGUGUCUCAGCAGCGCUCUAACUCGCGGCACAGCAGCACAGCUCGCCGUUAUCAGGCCAACACGGUCAGCGCGAAGUUUCAGAACAGCCUGCAGGAGCUGCUGGAGAAGAUGGAAAGGUGUAACCCUUAUUUUGUGCGAUGCAUCAAACCAAACCAUCAUAAGGAGUCAGGAGUGUUUGACAUGGAGCUAGUCAACACUCAGCUGCAUUAUUCUGGUAUCAUGGAGACCAUCUACAUCAGGAAGGACGGUUUUCCAGUCAGAUUAUACUUUCACAGCUUCCUGUCAAGGUAUAAACCCCUGCUCUGCCUGAAGGAUUCUCCACCUGCAGAUGGAGAGAAUUGUGUCGCCAUGCUCCACAAACUCGUUCCAGUCAAGAGCGGCUCGUAUCAGCUGGGAGUCAGUAAAAUUUUCCUGAAAGAGGAGUUGUAUCAGCUGCUGGAGGGGAAGCGUGACCGUGUGCUGCACCUUGCCGCCAUGACGCUGCAGAGAUACACCCGCAUGUGUUUUGUACGAAAGAACUUUAUGAAAUUCAGACGCCGUGUGACCCUGUUUGAAGCUCGUUCCAGAGGCUACCUGGCCAGACAAAGGUUCGCUCUGAAGAGGAAGUACCUCAUCAGGCUACGCUCCACCGUGCUGCUCAUUGUCAACCGCCAGCGUUACAUGAGGACAGUGGUGGCGCCUGCAAGGAAGGCAGAGGAGGAUCGCAUCAAUCGAGAAGUAGUGAACGUGACAACACUGCCCAUCCCCACUGAGCUGGCUGGACUGCUGCAGGCAGCUGCAGGUGGUGAGGAGUUGCAUUCAGACUGCUUGGCGGUGGUUCAGGCUCCAAAGGUUCAGGUUGACCCUCAGCUGACUCUGCCCCUGGAUAUCAACAACUACCUCAUGACACACUACAUCAGGGCCAUAUUUAGGGAACCGUUGUUUGGGAUGCUGACCGCCCCGCUGGAGAAUUCCCUAAUUCGACUGGAGGAGGAGCUAAAACAAGGAGCCCUCAACAUUUUCAUUCUGAUUCUCCGGUUCAUGGGUGAUCCAAACCUGAACGGGGCUCAAGAGAACUUAUUUGGGAACUACAUCAUCCAAAGGGGACUCGCUAAUCCCAGCCUCAGAGAUGAGAUCCUGGCUCAGGUAGCAAACCAGGUGUGGAGGAAUCCUAACAUCCUGAAUUCAGAGCGUGGUUGGCUGCUCCUCUCCUCCUGCCUUUCUGCCUUCCUGCCCUCGCAGAGGAUCGCUAAAUACCUGCUGAAGUUUGUGUCUGACUAUGGCCCAGAGGGCUACCGCUGUGUGUGUCAGCACCGCCUGCUUCAGGCUCUGCAGCGGCUCAACGUCGGUCCGGAGUAUGUGCGGACCUACCCGCCCUGUCUGCUGGAGUGGACGGCCAAUCGCAAGCGAGCUCACACUGUUCUGCACAUACACUGUUUUGAUGGUGUGUCCUUCCUGUGUCCUUUACACUCGUGGACGACGGGAGAAGAGAUGGCUAAAGACAUCUUACAACACAGGGGUGUGGUGGAGGGGCGUCGAGGCUGGUCGGUGCUGCUGAAGGAGCCGGCUCAGUGGGUGGAACUAGAGGGGUCAGACUACGUUCUGGACUUGAUGUCGGAUCUGGAGCUUCCUGCUGACUUCCCCAAACACAGCAGCUACUUUAUCAUCUCUGCACAGGAGCCAACUAGAGUGCGACCUAAUGCCAGCAUAAGCCUGCUGGGUGGUGGGUUUGAUAUGAGUGAUGAUGUCAUAUCUUCUGCCAUACCUGGGUCUGAUGGAGUUGGUCAAGACUUGGAGCCUCAGAGAGGGAUGGAUCGCUAUCUUGACAGCCUGUUUGACCCCGUACUGUCUGACGGAACUGGAGACGCUGAAUCAGCUGCAGGACUGUCGAGCCGGAUGAAGGGCGCUGGAGGAGUGGGUGGGGCCUGGCAACAGCAAGGCCAGUCCACCGGGCCUCCACUUCCACCUGGAGCUGUGAGAGUCCUUCCUGUGGGAGGUGUGAUGUCGCCUCUCGUUGCCACGGUGGCACCUGCAACACCUGAUGCCCAGCAGGCUGUUUUGGCCCAGCAGCAGCAGGCGAUUGUGAACCAGCAAGCCAUCAUCAUGGCUCAGCAGAUGACCAUGCAGGCCAUGGCCAUGGUCGGCAGUCCAGCGACGAGUCCCCCGACAUCCCCGAUCACAAGCCCUCCCAUGAGUCCUCUGCUCCAUCACCCUCCAAGCCCAUUAGCCCCCGCUAGCCCAUACGCCAUCAUACCUCCAAGUCCAUAUGCGAACAUUCCACCGAGCCCCUAUGCUAACUUCACUCCUUCUCCAUACGCUGCAGCAGACAUCCCGCCCAGCCCCUAUCCCUCCUUCGGUCAACAAAGUCCAUUGCAGUCUCAACCUCCUGCUGGUCUCCAGACUCAGCCUCAGGCCUCCCGAACCAAUCCUCAGCCAAACUCCACCAAAACUAGCAGAGCUGAACCAGCGCAGCCUGCAGCUAACCCCGCUACACAGGGUCAAUCAGGUAAGGACAGCGUCACUCGGAUCAAGGCUCCGGGCAUCCCCAUAAACAAGGACAAACCAGCCAAGAAAUUUGCUCCAGUGGCGAUGUCUCCUCCACCCCCUGCUGGUGAGAUGGUGAAAUACUCAGCUCGGGCCUCAGAUCACAUUGUCCCCAGCCAAGAUAUCCAAGAAAUCAUCAAAAGGUACAACUCCCCACCGCCACCACCUGAGCCGCUGCCACCUGGAAAAAGUAGACCAGAGGGGAAGUUUAAGAAGAAGCAAACACCUCGUGAUGAAGCUCUACAGAUCCUCAAACCCCAGAUGGACAACCCUCCUGCUCCUCAGCCCAAACGUCCUGUUACCCCUUCACCCUCUGCUUCUGCAAUGAAAGAGGCAGAUUUUAAACCGGCCAAGACCACAAAGAUGAGGGCGUCUAAUCGUCCCCCUCCUCCUCCUCCUCCAGUUUCUCGAGAACUUCCAGUGGAGAUGGAGACCAUCCAGACGCAGCUCCAUCAGAGCACCAAUGAGGAGCACUACACCUACACCAACGUUCCCUGGAGGCUGUAUCUCAGGAAGGAGGUGUUCUAUCCCAAAGACAGCUUCAACAAUCCUCUGGUGCUGGAUCUCAUUUUCAAACAGAUAGUGAAAGACACACUGUCGGAAUCAUGUGUUCGCAUCACACAGGAUGAAAGACGGAAAAUGAAAGCUCUUUUCGCUAAACACGGUGUUGAACAGAAUAUGGAUCCAGUGGAGGAGCAUGUGAAGAAAACCAUCGUCACGGCAGCCAGAGAGACCUGGGAAAUAUACUUCUCCCGACUCUUCCCUGCCUCGGGUAGUGUAGGAACAGGUGUGCAAGUGCUGUCAGUGUCCCACAGCGGCAUUAAACUGCUGAAGACCGUAAGAAGCAACGCUGCAGCUCCAGAUUACUUCAGGGUUCUUCGACCCUAUACUUAUGCCGACAUCCUGUUUGUGACCAUCCCAUCUGAGAACAUGCUGGAGUUCAACCUGACCAAUGAGAAGCUGAUCCUGUUCUCAGCCAAGGCUCCGCAAGUCAAACAUCUCAUAGACACCUUCAUCGAUGAGAUCAAAAAGGACUCGGAUUAUGUGAUUGCGGAGCGUAACUUUGUGACGGACGACCGCUCCAUGCUCAGUUUCCACAAAGAAGACAUCAUCAGGCUGCAGGUUAUGGACGGGCUGCAGAAAGGUUACAGCUACGGUUGUGUGGUGAAGAAGAAGGUUGUGUUUCUGGAGGAGCUGAAGAGAGACACUCAAGACUUUGGUUGGAAGUUUGGUGCCGUGUUCGGCCGCUCGGGCGCCUUCCCGUCAGAGUGCGUCCAUCCCAUUGCGCCUCCUGACUUCCUGUUGCUGCCGCUGGACCGCAGGGCGGAGCCUCGUGGCGGUGCGGGACAGUUCGCUGUGUCAUCGGCGGUUGCUGCCGCCGUGGCGUCGACCAUGGCCGCGCAUGAAAUUGAUCAAACGAUUGAGAAAGUUUCCCUUGAUGGCUUUGAUGACGGAGACCUGGACGAGAAGACCCUGCUGGACAGUAGAUAUGACAUGUUGGAGUUUGCCAAGAAGUACUUCAGACAGACAGCCAGCGGGAAGGGAGAUUCCCUGAAGAGCAAAACCAAGAACAGAGACUCCAGGGAGCCUACUGAAAUGAUCAAGUUCUCCAAGACUCCUUUGACUGAGUCUCUGAUAGAGUUCACAGACUCAGCCAUGAACAGAGUGGCAGCCGAUCUCUUCCUAUGCAUCAUGCGUUUCAUGGGUGACUCUUCCCCAAGAGGACAGACAGAACAGGAGGUGGUGAGCAAUUUCCUCAAGCUCGUUGCAGAUUUCGCCUUAAUGAGGGAUGAGGCUUACUGCCAGCUCCUCAAACAGCUUACCACCAACACCAGCUCCAAACCCGAUAGUUGCCAACGAGGCUGGAGGCUGCUGUACAUCCUGACUGCUUUCCAUCGCUGCUCUGAAGUCCUCAAGCCCUUCCUGCUGAAAUAUCUGCAGCAGGCCUCUCGCAGUGCAGGGACACAGUAUCAAGGCAUAGCUAAGGCGUGCGAGCAGAAUCUGAAGAAGACGUACCAGUUUGGAGGUCGCAUGGUUGCACCAAACAGCAUGGAGCUGAAGGCUAUGAUGGCUGGACGAAGUUCCAAACGUCAGCUGUUUCUCUUUCCUGGAGGCAUUGAACGUCAUGUGAAACUCAAAACGUGUUCUGUUGCUCUGGAGGUGAUUGAGGAGCUGUGUUAUGAGAUGGGUUUACACAGACUGGAGGCCAUGGAGGAGUAUGCUGUGUUUUUAGUGACAAACAGAGGUCAGAAUGUGCGUCCACUGAACAAACAUGAGUACAUCCUGGAUGUGGCCACCGAGGCCGAGCUUGUCGACUCCAACUACAGCUUCUGGUUCCGACGAGUUGUCUGGACUCAGCCGCUCAAGUUUGAGAACGAGCUCUGUGUGACCAUGCAUUAUAACCAGAUACUCCCAGACUAUCGUAAAGGUCUGCUGAAUGUUCUUCCACAUGGAAAAGUGAGCGACCAGCAGUUCCACCAGACCUCCAAACUGGCAGCUUUGCAGCACCGAGCCAAAGACAUCAUCUUCAUCCCCAGCAUACACGACUUGUCUGAGUAUGUUACCACACCUCUCUUCAAAAAGCAGCCGCCCCAGCAGUGGGUUACCAUGGUGACGCAGCACAUGCAGCAAAUACAGACACUGAACCCACACCAGGCCAGAGCACAGUUCCUGGGGCUAGUCAGUGCCUUCCCCAUGUUUGGCUCCUCGUUCUUCUACAUUCACAGCAGCAGCUCCACAACCUUCUACGCUCCCUGUAUCCUUGCUGUCAGUCAACAUGGUCUCCACUUCCUGCACAAAAACACACAUGAGCUGAUGGCAGUGGUCCCCCUGGUGGAGGUGCAGUCCAGCCGUACACAGAGGCCCACCGCUGGAGCCAGCUACCCAUAUGUGGACCUCACCUUGGGGGACAUGAACACACAUCGGGUCAUUCAGCUGCAGCUGGAGCAGGGCCUGGAGCUGUGUCGAGUCAUCGCCAUGCAGGUGGAAAACAUGAUGUCUGUGCGGGAAAAAAGGCUCACUCUGCCACCCAGUGAAAUCACCAUGCUGUAACACACUUGUGCCCAACGCACAAACUCAUGUACAUUCACACAUGUAGAUGAAACCUCUAGAAAUAGCCUACCUCUCCUUACCUGAAGGUGUUUGUUGUAUGAAUCGAACACACACUAACGUGUAAAAUCACUUUUAUUUUGUUGUUGUUCUGUGCAGCCUGGAAACAGUGAGUGUCAACACUGAUUAAUGUUUAUUUUUUUCAGUUUGACACCUUGAUGUUUGCCCUCACUGCUACACUUUUAACAGGUUUCAACAUGUUUAUUCUGUACAGAGGUUGCUAAUGAACAGUGAGGAAGCUUUACAGGUCUGUGCCUUGUCAUUACAAAGUUUUAUAGCCGAUAUGUACCAUAUUUUUUAUUUUUUUAUUACUGUGGUAAACUGUAAAACUUGAUGUGUAAACAGCUAUAUUCAACCUAUGUUAGUGUGUACUUGGUCAAGAGUAUUUUAUCGAAAUAAAUGAUGAGUUUUUAAAUUAGAGAACUGUGGGCACUUCUGCGCUGAUUCAGUAAAAUGAUGAAUAUAUAAUACUGUACACUGUCAAUAUAAAAUAGUCAAAUUAAAUAUUUUGAUAUUUUGAAAAAAUAAUUUUUUGAAAUUUUUUUUGAUGAAUCUGCUAUCUAAUAGAGAAAAACAUUAAUCAGCAAUUUUUUUUUCUAAUU
Amphiprion ocellaris (clown anemonefish) is the source of this 14267-nucleotide messenger RNA. RefSeq names its product myosin XVAb (gene myo15ab). Gene Ontology annotation, cellular component: myosin complex; cytoskeleton. Bases 361 to 13608 code for a protein of 4415 amino acids. Lineage: Eukaryota; Metazoa; Chordata; Actinopteri; Pomacentridae. Gene Ontology annotation, molecular function: cytoskeletal motor activity; protein binding; ATP binding. The transcript is spliced from 76 exons. The record is from RefSeq and is a predicted model, not a curated record.